AUGGCCUGACAUACACCAAAGGCAAAUUGGCAGCUAAAAACGCGAAUUAAAAUAAAAUGAUGGAUGAGCAGCUAAUUGACGAGGUGGCGCAGCACGGAGUGAUCUACAACCGACAGAAGUACUACCUGAACGGAGGCGCCAAUGGCGGGAAGUACGAGACGAAGGACGAGGCCUGGCAGUUGAUUGCGAUGAAGCUGCGAACGGAUGUGGACACGUGCAAGAAGCGGUGGAAGUACCUGCGCGAGCGCUACGUCUCCCAACGGAAGCAGGGCGAUCCGCCCGUCUACGAACACCUGUCGCGUCCCUAUCUGGAGAAGAUGAAGUUCCUCGAUCAGCACAUUCAGCCGCGCAAAUCCUACCGCCAUGUGCCGAACUUCCUGACAUCACCGCAGUCGGCCAACAGCUCCAGCUACAACGAGUACCAGGUGGACAAGUCGAAUGGCUCCAUGAAGAAUGUCUCCCAGUUUAACAGCUCGGGUCAAAGCCACCACUACCACCAGCCGGAUCAGCAGCAUGCCAUGAGUGCUUUGAGUACAGCGGCUGCCUCGGCGCUGGAAAACGUCAACGGGCAGGUGAAGAUCGAGGCGGACCAGGUCUUCAGGGACUUUGCCGCGGCCGUGGCCUCGCAGCAGCUCCAGCACAUCUCACAGUCACAAAUGCAACAGCAGGCGGCGGCCGUGGCCGCUGUGAUGGCCGACUCCUCGCAGGGCUAUCAGGAUCAGUACAAGGACGGCUCCUCUGUGGGCGUGAAUGGCGUCCAGAACAGCGCCGGCAGCCUGACUUCCACCUCGUCCUCGAUGAAAUCACCGCUUUCGUCGCCGCUGCAAGGAAUCGGGGCUGGCACCCAUCAUUCUCAGCAACAGCAGCAGCAAUCCCAGCAACAACAGCAACAGCAGCAUCAGCAGCAGCCAUCCCAGCAACAGUCGCCGGCUUCUAAUCAGCAGCUUCCGGUGGUACAUUCCUCUUCCAGUGCCGCAAGCGGUUCCAUCAGCACCAGCUCUAAUCUGCAGAUGCAGCAGUCCCAUGUCUACAACCCCAAGGGCGAUGAUUUGGACUCUUCGGCAUCCAGCAAUUUCCACAUGAAGAAACCAAGGGUUCAACUCAAUGGCAGUGUUCACACUCAGAUGGCCAGCAAUGGCAGCCACUUUGGCAACGACUCGGAUGACGAUUCCGAUGACAAUAGCCAUGAUCUGAUGGAGCCGCAGGUGUUGAUGCAACACGAUAAUCACUAUGGCAAUUCCAUGAGUAUGCAGCGUGGCAAUGGCAAUGGCAACAACACGGGCAGUAAUAGCGGGAGCAACAUAACCAGUGGCAAUAACAGCGGUCACAACAAUCAGCAGCAGCAACAGCAGCAGCACCAGAACAUGUUUCCGUCAAACACGGACUUCCUUUUCCAGUUGUACCAGCAGUUUCCACACCAGGCCAACAGCUCACACCCCUCAAACUUCGGGAAAUUCCAGGCGCCGCCCAAUCAUCCGGGCGUCCAGCGAUUGUCGGAGCAUCUGCUGGGCGAGCUGGUCACCACGGAGCUCCUCAAGAUGAACAAGGAGCGCAAGAAGAGUGCACAAAAGCGUAUACUAGAAAUACUCUUUUUCGACGAUUAAAAAAGGGCUAGCUAAGCAAACUUAGUUUCUGUAAAUAGUGUAAUCUAUAUAAUUCAUAACUUAUGUUAGCUUUUAAACAGCAUAUUGAGUCGCAUUGGUCCAGCAUCCCACCAAGAAGCUAUCCUCUCGAACGCUUUUCAAACUGUGCUAGUCAAGACCAGCAAUCAGGAUGGCCCAAAUGGGAUUCCGUAUCUGCAUUAAUUUAUAUAUAAUUAUUUUUAAGUAAUGAAUGGUUUUAAUUUAUUUCGAAAGUGUUAAUUAAACUGUAUGCAAAGGCAA
Drosophila elegans is the source of this 1883-nucleotide messenger RNA. RefSeq lists its product as uncharacterized. NCBI's taxonomy places the organism in Eukaryota, Metazoa, Arthropoda, Insecta, Diptera, Drosophilidae. Bases 57 to 1604 code for a protein of 515 amino acids. The transcript is spliced from 2 exons. The record is from RefSeq and is a predicted model, not a curated record. Gene Ontology annotation, cellular component: nucleus; transcription regulator complex. Gene Ontology annotation, biological process: regulation of transcription by RNA polymerase II.